AUGAGUGGAUUAUUCAGGACAACCUCUAUGUCUGAAAGUGAGAAUAGCUUCUUUGGAAAGUAUUCAAACCCAUAUGCUAAUUUGCUUGAGUUUUUUAUGCAUUUUGAUAGUGCAUUGGAUGCCCAGAGGCAUGCCCAGGAUCAGCUGAACAUGGGAAAUGAUGUUGUAGUUGGCGAGAAAAACUCGGUCUACGAGAUUGAUGAUGGUCUCACUGGAAUUUCUAAAGUUGUUUAUGAGAGAAAUGAGAACACAACGACAUGUACUUGCAAGAAAUUUACGAGGAUUGGUAGAUUAUGCAGCCACAUAUUUUUUGUGUUCAAAGAUUUGAAGCUUGAAAGCAUUCCUGAAAAAUAUAUAGUUAGUCGCUGGACAAAGCAUGCAUCGCUGAAACCCAUAUUCGUCGUGGAUGGUAAUAUAGAGUUAAUGAACGGGUUCCUAACUUGCCUAAAAGAUCAGAAAGAGAUGAUUGGGUCAGUUCAAGGAAAGCAAUCAGAUCCUGGCAUGAAAAAAUGUUUAUUUGAGAAGUAUUAUGGAGCUCCAUUGCCAAGCGAAGUUGAAGUGCUACCCCCAGCCCCAGUGAAAAAUAAAGGUAGUGGAAGUAGAUUGAAAUCUAGGAAGGAAAAGGCUAUCGAACGAAGCAAAAAGCCAUUGCGUAUGUGUAGUAAGUGUAAGCAGAAAAGUAGCCAUGAUGCUAGAAAUUGUGAUAAAUUUUCCAGUUGA
Messenger RNA from Striga asiatica, 720 nucleotides. The record is from the annotation of a GenBank genome assembly. Lineage: Eukaryota; Viridiplantae; Streptophyta; Magnoliopsida; Lamiales; Orobanchaceae.